AUGAAGAAGCAGCUGGUCCCCUUUGUUGUGGCUGCUUGGGGAAUUCUUCUUGGGGUAGCAUUCGCUUUUUCUCCAGUCCACCAUCGACACCGCCCACAACUACAACUGGCCCAGAUUUGCAAGGAUCAUGCCAGUCAUGGUGGUAGAAGAAUCAGUGCUGCUAGCCAUGCUACCCAAAGAAGAAAUACCCAGCGACAUUUAUUUUUCAACAAGGCCAUCUACAGGAUGAUUGGAAGGUCCGAAAAAGAGAAUCGGAACAACAAAAACAAAACUGAUACUACUGCUCUGCAAAUUCAGGAACACCACAACAACAAUAGCAGCAGCACAGAUGAUACCAAUGACAAUAUCCUACAGGAAAUCCCCAAAAUCCUUCCAGAGCAUGCCUCAAUGAUGAACCUGAGCAGUAUGCAUAUCAGUGGCAGUGAUAAUGAUCACAACUUGCACAACCCCAAAUCAACACAUGAAGCUGCUGAUGACAAUAUUAUUCAUGCACCACCAGAACUAAAGGAACAACAACCUGAAGCUAUGGAACUGGAUGUCCUUAGUCCUGUGUUCUUUUCGGCUAAUAUUCAAGACAAUCUUCUAGACAAUCAACAAGGCCAAUUGUCUGAGGAGUUCCAUGAUGCCUUGGAACUCCUGGGUCCAAUGACGCUGUCGGAUCCUGCCUUUAAACUUGGAAUCAACCCCAAUGAAACGGCAAGUACAAUCAACUGGGUGGUAUCUAAUGAUACUACUUCCCCGGAUGUCGUCGUCAAGGGUACCAGUAUACCCCGCAAAAGCAGCAAGGACACCAGCAGUAGCAAGAAAAAGACGUAUACCCCACGGCCGUCCAUUUUGGAAGCCAACAAAUUCUUCACGACGUUGCCGCCGUUCUUUAUCCCAUCCACCACGGUGCUCAACAACAACAACAACAACAACAAAAACAACUCGACCACCAAUGUGACAACACUGUUGACUCCGGCCAUUUUUC
Messenger RNA from Seminavis robusta, 970 nucleotides. NCBI's taxonomy places the organism in Eukaryota, Bacillariophyta, Bacillariophyceae, Naviculales, Naviculaceae. The record is from the annotation of a GenBank genome assembly.